UUCCUCCUCCGGAUCUUCCUCCAUCAUUAUCCGGUCGCAGCAGCCGAUCAGACGCGCAGAGAUGCCACUUGCUAAAGAUCUUCUACAUCCCACUCCUGAGGAGGAGAAGAGGAGACACAAGAAGAAACGUCUCGUUCAGAGUCCAAACUCCUACUUCAUGGACGUCAAAUGUCCAGGUUGCUACAAGAUCACCACCGUGUUCAGUCACGCUCAGACCGUGGUGUUGUGUGUCGGCUGCUCCACGGUGCUCUGCCAGCCGACGGGAGGCAAAGCUCGCCUGACAGAAGGAUGCUCUUUCAGGAGGAAACAGCACUAGUCGGACCAGAUGAGGCUGGAAGCUUUAGAGGAGGAAAAGCUUGAUGGACAUCGAGCGACACUGCCAUGAACCGAUGGACGACCAAACGGAACAAAUCAUGUAAAAUAACAAGUCGUCCGUCUACAGAAUAUGCACAGAGGAAUGACUGCGCUUGUUUACACCCCACCGACGACCCACAUCUGUUAAUAAUUCACAAUAAAUGUGCUGUUUUAAUGAAAUAAUCUUACGUUCACCAUCCAGUUCAUCUCUUAAAGGGUCCUGAACCCUUUACAGUGAAGUUGUUCGUUGAUUACAUGCACAUUUACAGAACGGUGAGGGUCAAAGAUGAGGGUCGGCGCCGUAGAUUUAUGCAAAUUUCCUUUGAAAACAUUCGACCUGUUCUGGGAAAGAGUUGCAAAUUACAUCAAAGAAUCAGAGUUUUACUAUGUAACAGCAGCACUCUGCAUAAUUAAAUAUUGAUUAAUGCACAUUAGAGCUGCUAACACUUGCAAGAAUUCAUACUUACAGUUUAUCUUAUAGUCGAUAUUUAACUAUGAUGUCAUAAAUGCUGCAGGAUUCCCUCUGGAGAAGGGCAGAUUCAGGGAAAAGUCACAGAUUUGUGAUGCUAAAUGACAAAAACAACUUGGUGUUUUCUUGCACAUUUCCUGCAGAAAUAAUGUGAUAAAUUCUUAGGGAGAGAAGAAGAAAAAUCACAGCAGGAAUUGGAAUAAUUCCAGAUUCGUGGCCUGCAGAAGGUCACAGCUUCUGUUUCGGCUCGUUGAGUCUCUGUGUGAUCAAGUUGAACACUGAAUAAAGACAAAUCAGGGACAUGGAGUGAUUCAAUAACUUUCUAGCUGCUAUGGUUACGUUGUUCUUUCUUCUCGUGUCUUGCUUGUAUAAUGGACACUAAUUCCAAAUAAAAUCAUAGUGAACAUGAA
Amphiprion ocellaris (clown anemonefish) is the source of this 1233-nucleotide messenger RNA. It is a transcript of the gene rps27.2, whose product is annotated as ribosomal protein S27, isoform 2. Bases 62 to 316 code for a protein of 84 amino acids. The record is from RefSeq and is a predicted model, not a curated record. Gene Ontology annotation, cellular component: ribosome; cytosolic small ribosomal subunit. Gene Ontology annotation, biological process: translation; ribosomal small subunit assembly. Lineage: Eukaryota; Metazoa; Chordata; Actinopteri; Pomacentridae. Gene Ontology annotation, molecular function: structural constituent of ribosome; RNA binding. The transcript has 4 exons.